Rotaria sordida is the source of this 1231-nucleotide messenger RNA. Lineage: Eukaryota; Metazoa; Rotifera; Eurotatoria; Philodinida; Philodinidae. The record is from the annotation of a GenBank genome assembly.
GACACAAACGACUAGUACUACCACAACAACAAUAACUACUACGACAACGACAACAACUACGACAACAACAACAACAACUUCUACGACAACAACCACAACUACUUCUAAAACUACGUCUACAACAUCAACGUCAACAACUACAACGACAACUACAACUGUAACUACGACCACAUCAACUACCAGCCAAACUACGACUACCCAGACAACUACUACUUCGACCACCACAACAACUACUCAGACAACAAUAACUUUCUCUCCUGUUGGCAUUUAUGCAUUGACAAUUCCAACAUGUGCAACAUGGAAUGACACUGGAAUAACAAUGGGUGGCAAUAGUAAUGGAAGCGUAGGGUCUGAUUUACGAUCUCUUAGUAGUCCAGUGAGUAUUUUUAUUGACAAUAAUGAUAAUCUGUUCGUUUGUGAUCGAGAUAAUUAUCGCAUACUCAAAUUUCCUCCUAAUUCAAAUACUGGAAUUAUUAUCGCUGGCAAUGGAACGGCUGGGAAUGAAUCUAACCAAUUGAGAGGACCUAAAGGUGUUGCUAUUGAUCAAUAUGGUGAUAUUAUUGUUGCUGAUAGUGAUAAUUAUAGAAUUCAAAAAUUUGUUAAUGGUUCCACAUCAGGCAUUACAUUAGCUUCCAAUUCAUCAAUAAAUCCUCUUGGUCAAAUGCGAGAUUUACAUAUUGAUGUCAAUAAUAACAUAUAUGUUACUGAUUCAGAUAACAAUCAAAUUGUUAAGUUUAUUCCUUUUUCAUCCAUUGGUGUCGUUGUAGCAGGAGGUGGGCCUGCUGGUCCAGGACUCAAUCAGUUGUCGGGUCCAUUUGGAAAUUUUGUAGACCCAAAUGGAACAUUGUAUGUAGCUGAUGAUCAGAAUUUUCGCGUAAUGAAAUAUUUUCCCGGAUCAUUAAACGGAACUAUAGUAGCUGGUAACGGAACAGCAGGCUCAAGUGCAUAUCAACUGUCUCGUUCUAUAUCGAUAAUCGUCGAUAAUAAUGGGUAUAUCUAUGUGGCUGAUUAUGGCAAUGCAAGAAUCAUGCGUUGGACAACGAAUUAUGCGGCUGGUGGUGUCUGUGUUAUUGGUUGUACGGGAUCAUCAGGUGUAGCUGCUACUCAAUUACGCGGUCCAAGAGAUCUGAAAUUUGAUAGAUACGGUAAUAUUUACAUAACUGAUCAGGCAAAUCAUAGAAUACAAAAAUUUAUGAUCCAAGUACCUGCAGCAGGUUGUUCUAGUAAGUAA